CAACAAAAAUUAUUACUUUUGCGUCAAAGUAACGCAUCCAUGGUGAAAAUUUUUAACAAACAAAAAAAGGCGUGAUUAUUGCAUAAAUUUUGUGCUAAGUUUGGUGUGCACCGUGAGACACGCUAAAUUUGCAUUAAAAAACUGUAACCUAUGGUUGAAAAAUUAUUGCACCCAAACGUGCUGAGAUAUUGCGUAAAAAUACCGCACCAAUAUCUCGUUAAUACCCACAUUACAUGAGGCGUUAAAAUCAUGCAAUUUAUACGCAAUGAAUGGUGGGUGCGAAGAGACAGGCAACGCGCGAGAGUUUGAAUCUAAGAGAAGCGUGGUAUUUCCUUUUCUCUCCCACCCUCGCAGUCUCGUAAAUUCCCUGUUAAUUUAAUUCCCUGUUAAUUUAUCUGUUGUCUCAAUGUCGCCAAAAAAAUAUUACAUAAUUGAAUUCCCCCCUGAUAAAUACAAUUCAGUGCCUGUGGAGCUUGUUCCAAGUCACUGGGUUAUCCCCGCAGAGAAAGUUUGUCUCUGGCCACCAAACUCUGGGCCAAGUAUUAGAAAUUUGAUAAAAAAGGGCACUGCUAUUCCUGAUGUCAAGUGGGGAAGAGUUAGCUACGCCAGGAUUAUUGGGAAUUACGAUGAUUAUGAAGUUGCGACAAAAAAACUUCAAGUAGCCGAGGACACUUCCAACUUGGAAAGUGAAACAGAACCAGAAAGCAGAUUAAGGAGCAAGAAGAUAAUUCCCGAUAUUCAGCCCAGCAGCACACGAGGGGAUGUAACGUCUUCAUCCGAUGAGGAGGAUAGCGACGCGAACAAAAACAGUCCUCCGUCUGGCUCACUUCUGGAUAAUUUGGAGCUGGACCAACCAUUGAGCAUUCCUGAAAUAAUUCCCGAAACUGAAGAGCAAAGCAAUCUACAAGUAGGAAAUCAAGUUGAAACUGGAGACACCUCUUUUGUUGUUGUAAAUUCGCAGGAGUUAAAUGAUUUACGGCUGUUGAUUUCAAGGACAACGCAAAGUGUGCUAACUUUGUUGGAAAAGCAGGCUGAAGACAUUAAAGACAUUAAGGCUUUACUGAUUAAUGUGAAACAAAGGCCGGAUGGUAGGAAGGCUCCCAAUUUCAGUGCCAUUCCAAAAUUACCCCUCGACAACGAGGUAGCACUGGCGGAGUUUGAAUCUUGGCUCGAGGUGGAUUCAAAUCGCGAAUUACUGGUUGAAUAUUUGGCAUUUUCAACUGCGACACAGAUCGAGGCGAGCAGUAGAAAAAUCUUGAAAAAAUUAUUUACGAAUGAAUUUGGCAGGCGAAUUAAUUUUACGGGUAAAGGAAACAAGACAUCGAUGAAAAACCUAAAACUAUUGGAAGUCGUAAAAGAAACCGUGCGAAACGUCUUUACAGUUGAGUCCGUUCCCGAUCCCAAAAAUCCCAGCGGCCGUAUUCCCACCGAUGAUAUAAUUCAAACUGCAGCAAUGAAUUGGUUUCGUUCUUCAAAAAGUAGUUGCAACGACGACGCUCCCUCGGGAAUUGCAUCAUAA
Folsomia candida is the source of this 1519-nucleotide messenger RNA. RefSeq lists its product as uncharacterized. NCBI's taxonomy places the organism in Eukaryota, Metazoa, Arthropoda, Collembola, Entomobryomorpha, Isotomidae. Bases 407 to 1519 code for a protein of 370 amino acids. The transcript is spliced from 6 exons. The record is from RefSeq and is a predicted model, not a curated record.